AUGAUAGCACAAUUUUCAAAAAAGAAACACAACCAGUGGGACAAGUAUAUCAAUGAAUUAACCUUCGCCUUCAACUCCGCCAUCUCAAAAUCAACCGGAUUCUCUCUAGCCUACCUGAACUACGGACGAGAACUAACACUUCAAGAAGUCUCAAUGAAUCACGUCCAAACGACUUGUGAACAGACCCCCGUUUGGAAUGACUACAAGAAGCAUGUUGUUGCAUUUCUAGCCAGUAUGUGUUUUUUUGGAGCUAUUAAUCAAGAUCAGCUCGGAAUUCAAGCCGUUCAAGGAGUAAUUUUUAUUUUGAUUUCUGAAAAUACAUUUUUUCCUAUGUAUGGUACAUUGUCAUUAAUUCCUCAACAAUUUUCAUUGUUCUUACGUGAAUAUGAGGACGGACUAUAUUCGGUGCAUGUUUAUUAUUUAAGUCAAGUCAUAGCUUUGCUUCCUGGACUAGCACUGGAAUCCAUAGUAUUUACGACUAUAGUUUACUGGCUAUCCGAUUUAUCAAAUAGCAUUACAGAAUUUUGUCUAACUUUGUUUAUUAUUCUUCUGACAAUCAACGUAUCUACGGCAUGUGGUUUUUUUUUCUCAACGUCGUUUGAAAAUGUAGCACUGGCAAUGGCAUAUUUAGUCCCAUUUGAUUAUCUUUUAAUGAUUACGAUGGGAUUGUUCAUUAAAUUAAGUUCUUUACCGAUUUAUAUACAAUGGAUAAAGUAUAUAUCAUGGCUAUUCUACUCAACUGAAGCUAUCUCAAUAAUACAAUGGCGUCAUGUAAAUAAUAUUUCCUGCAAUAACCUUACAGCUGAUUUUCCAUGCAUUACAAAUGGCGAAAAAGUACUUGAGUUGUAUGAUUUUUCGGAGUGUAGCUUUCUUGCAGAUAUCUAUUCUAUGAUUGCUUUAUACAUUUUAUUUCAUCUGCUGGGAUAUUACAAUCUUCUAAAAAAAUGUCAAUCAAGAAAUUUUUUUUGAUGUAAUUAUACUUUUACUGUAUCGAUUACAAUAAAGUUGUUUAAAACAAA
This is a messenger RNA of Nasonia vitripennis (jewel wasp), 1019 nucleotides long. Its product is annotated as protein scarlet. The transcript has 6 exons. The record is from RefSeq and is a predicted model, not a curated record. Gene Ontology annotation, molecular function: ABC-type transporter activity. NCBI's taxonomy places the organism in Eukaryota, Metazoa, Arthropoda, Insecta, Hymenoptera, Pteromalidae. Gene Ontology annotation, cellular component: plasma membrane. The coding region runs from base 1 to 969 and encodes 322 amino acids.